GCGGCCCAUUCUGUGUGAUAAUUUCAUUUCUUUUCCUACGACACGUGAAUUGUGAAAAUCAUUCUUCCAAAAAUGUUGCGAACAUUAGCCUUCUUUCUGUACUGAUGGUUUCAAACUCUUCCGAAUGACACUAUGAGUGGGUCGGAAUUCUAGCCGGCCUUUCUUCACGUCACAUCAAACCACUGCUGCUAGAACUAACAGAGCCAUCCGAUGUGCGUGAAAGGUAAGAUGCUCUCAUGAAAUCUAGUCUAGUAACAAGUUUCAAAUGUACAUGAACGUGCGGUGAUUAUUCCAAAUAGAUGAAACAUAAAUCUUGCGAAGUACAGUGUAAGAAAGUGUUGUCAUGCCUCCUCCUCUGUAUAAUAUCCCAGAAACCCAACAUCUAUAUUCUUGGACGACGACGUAGACCGCUUCACUCUUAGAAGGUGGUCUCAAUUCUCCGCUUUGCGACGAAGAACAUAGUCGACUCCUCAGCGGUGUUUGAGAUUAAUAGCUGCUGCGGAAUGGUUCGGAAGUGAAUGUCCGGACGAUGACGAUCUCCAUCAAUUGCGAUUUUCGAGCUCUACUCUCGAUUCUGACCGACCUACGCAGGAGAUUGUGGACGAUGAUGGCGUCGUAUGCGUCUUUUGAUGCUGUGAACAAUUCGCCAAUGCCCGCUCCGAUGGCAUGGCGUGACAAAUGCAUCGAGAGGUCGGUGGGAUUUCUCGCGACAAUGCUCGUUCUGUGGUGGAAGGUCCCUGUGGCCUCUGCCAUGUACCUCGUGCUCGUCGCCUGGUCCUUCACAAUCUACGAGUCCGCUCUUGCGUCUCAGACUACUCCGAAGACGAGGCCGACCACAACUACGACACCAACCACAUCUGGUGCUGGAACUUCGACCCGCCUCCAAGAUCAGCAGCCAAUCCCGAGAGGAGACGGGGCUGGAACCCCUACCCACAGCCAAGACUUAUCUCGUUUGGCGAACACCACAAGAUUACGACACAUCAAGCAGGAAGGAAGGAAGGCAUGCCCCAGUUGCAUUUUUCCACAAGUGCUGCGACGAGCGGAGCUGUCCGAGCUCAACGUGCUCAUGCUCUUCGAGUAACUUCUUCAUGCAAAGGAUUAUAGGAAACGUAUGAGGAGAUCAGGCUAAUUUCAAGGUUAUCCUGUACUUGCCUGUUGGCUGUUCCAUCAUUGAGAGUCCGCUAACUCCGCUCACAUUUCCAGUGUUAAGAUUUUUGAGACGUACAUUGUCAAACUUUUUCAGCCUCCUCGUGCAAGAAGGGCAGAUGAAGCUUUGUCAACACUUUAGAGAACGGACCAUCUUCUAAUUUGGAUACCAUCUUCUAAUUUGGAGACUCUGAUGUACUGCAAGGCUUGUAGAUACACUUGUGACGAAGAUGCUGCUAUUCUUACUUCAAGUUGUAAUUCAUAAAAUCUUUGACAUCUUCUUUAAUCUCUGCAAAUCAAAAUAACAUUUUCUGUUGUAGGUGAUGAGAUUGUGAUUCCAGACAAGCUCUAGUAGUUGUCAACACUUGACCUCCAUGUGAUUAUUAAUCUUUUUAAAUUUAUACGAUGC
This is a messenger RNA of Marchantia polymorpha subsp. ruderalis, 1555 nucleotides long. NCBI's taxonomy places the organism in Eukaryota, Viridiplantae, Streptophyta, Marchantiopsida, Marchantiales, Marchantiaceae. The record is from the annotation of a GenBank genome assembly.